AGCGGCCGCGACCACACAGCUGGGAGGGGAGGGGGGGGGUGUGGGGGAGCGAUCGGGUUAGAGCCGGCGGGUUCGCUCUCCAGCUCCCCCCCCUCACUCCCCCCUCCCCGAAGUGGGGGAGCCCCCGCGUGCGGAGGAGACCUGCAGCCCGAGGCGCGGAGCAUGAGCUUCCAGCUGAUGGUGCAGGAGCUGGAGGUCUGAUGGAAGUAGUGGCUGAAGGAUCCCACGCCUGCACCGAAACACUUAAAAAGGGAAAAAGGCUCGAAUCGAUGGUUCUGCGGGCCUUUCUCUGUUUCCUAUGGCCAAAGCGCUCAGCGCCGGGCUGGCAGCUGCGGACCCCCGGGUACUGGCCUUAGCUGCUCAGGUCACUGAGAGCAGGGAACAGGACAUCCCCCUGCUACUUCUGAAGUUAAAGGGAAUUUUACAUAGUGCUUCCUUGGGAUGUGAAGAAUCAAAAAAAAUUAAGCAAGAUAUAUAUGAUUAUGGUCUUACUCAGUACUGCAUGCUGAUCCUUAGACAAGACCACUCUCGACUGUGUGGAGGCUGGGCUACUGCUGCCCAGCUAGCAGAGAUACUAAGUCAUUGUUGUGUAGGACUAGAGGUGAAAGAAGAUCCUGAGGAAUUUUACAAGAAAUUUCUUCCUUCAGCUAUAGACAACCUGCUGGUUUUGGGAAGACGCUUGCAAGCACGGUUUAUCAGAGUAAUCAAGGAUGAAGAAAAACAAGAUUUUUUGCGCUGGUUCCAAACAGUAACUGAUGCCAUCUGCUGGCUGUUCGGUGGGCAUAUUCAACUAGCAGUGUGUGUACUGCAAAAUGAUCACUUCCUGCAGCUGUUAAUAACAGAUGAUGUUGAAACAGCAAUUAUAAUGAUGUCUGUUUUGCACAAUAUUUUGAGGGUCAAUAGUUCUGUCUUGCUUCAGGUUGAUGAAGAGACCCUUCACUCUGUUUUGGAUGAACUUGUUUAUAAGCUUUCAUCUACCACCAAUCCUGUCAUAGGAAAUGCUGCUACAAAACUGCUAUUGUUGGUGGCAAAAUUUUGCGAGCAGCUCGUGAAGUUACUCACAGCUCGCUACAAAGGAUUAAAGGGGCUUUUAAGUAAACAAUGGACUGGCAAAGGAUUUGACAGGGAUCUCAGUCAACUCUUGGACCUGCUGUACCUGGAACAAUCCAAUGGAAAAGGAGAAAUGCAGAGGCAGCAUCAAGCAGCUUGUAAAAUCCAGGCUAUGUGGAAGGGAUUUCAGACAAGGAAAAGGCUGAAAAAACUACCCCAAGCAGUGACCACUUUACAGAGAAGCUUCAGAGCGAAACGGGAACAGGAGCUGCAGCAUUUAAAAAAACAGAAGGAAGAUGAGGCUCUCAAACUGCAAAUGCAACUUCAGAGGCAGAGGGCCAUGAGAGUCUUCCAUGAACGACAGCUGGCCUCACUGGAAAUAAUCCAUGCCAGUCAGGUAAACAAGUACAUGGAGGAAAUGGAGGGGAAAUCAGCAUUAACUAUCCAGAGAUUCUGGCGAGGGUAUAGAGCAAGAAGAAAUUUUCAUCAACAAAGACAGUCUCUGAAGGAGUAUAAAGCAGCUGUCAUCAUUCAGAGAGCAGCUUGUAAAUUCUUGGAAAAACAAAGAAGGAGGAGACCUCUCUCUCCUUGGAAAGGUCCCAAGGGACUGACUGAUGAGCAGAGACUAGCUUUGCAGCAGAAGGUGGAUGAGUACAUCAAAUUGCAUCCGGCUUCCCAAAUGUCAGAAGAAAUGAGUAAAGACUUACAUAUGCAGGCCCAGGAAAAGCUGGCACAGUUCCUGUUGAGGAGCAGACUGGAUCAGAGAGCAGCACAGCGAAGAGAGACGUUACUGGCUCAGGUCAACACCGAUGUGGAGCUGCUAAUGAAUGCCCCAGGGUUGGCAGAGACCACAGAAAAAGAUCUGGAUAUGUUUAUGAGCCGAUCAAUCCCUGUAGCUGCCAAGGCAAGACAAUCCCACAACACUAUGCUGAAAUACACUCACUGGCCGUGGUGGAAGAAGCUUGGAGAUGAAUUUGUGGAGGAUGAUGUCAUUCCUGAUGAUGCCCUAAAUGCAGAAGCAGAACUGGAAACUCUAUUUAUUGGUGGAAGGAAAUCCCUUUAGGCAGAGCAAGCCAGAAAGGAGCCCCUGCGGCAUGCCGGGGUGGAGCUGGGAGGUGCUCUCCCAUGCCAGUCGCUGUGGCCAGCGUGGAGCCUGCACCCAGCAAAAGAGAUCACCCACUUUGCUCACUGGUGGGAUUUGCAUGGCUUGGCUCAUCCUCUUUUCAGGUCCUCCUGCACCACGUGUGAGAUGUGUUGCCAGCAAUUUAUUUCACUGCAGCUCCUUCUGGGAUAAUAUACUCCUGCCUGAGUAAUGGGAACAGAUGUAGACAGCUGAACAGAAGCCACCUCCAGCCUGCUGCCAGGUGAACAGUCCUGAGUUAUACAAUCACCCGAAAAAAAGACUGUAGGAGAGGCCAUGAGCCGAGAUGGGUCCAGUCCUGUUCCCACUUGUCUGCUUGCCACAUAUCACAGGCAUGCCCAGAAAGCUGGGAGCUGUUCCUCGGGCAUAAAUGUGCUGCACAGGUGGUCCAGCCAGGUAGGAAAAGGGGCAGAAUUGGGUCAUGCCCAGCAGGUCUGGGUUGUGCCACUCUGGAUACCAAGCAGGCCAGCCUGGCAGCAUGAAGACAGGCCCUGCUUGCAGCAGAGGAAGCACGGAGGUGUCCUUCCCCACCAGGGGAGUGACAAGCUGGGGGGCAUGCUGUGAUGUGAGGAGGGGUAGAGGGGAAGCCAGAGCUGCAAAGGCAGCAGCACUUGGGUCAUUAAAUAUUGACGCCAUCUAAGCUGGCCUGUGGGGGCGAUUUAGCUGAAUUGCAGGUUUCUGUUGCUGUGAUAAAUUGGACUGAUUUGUCAUGUGGUUUUGUUUCUUCCCUCCCUUAAGUAAAGCUAUACAGGAGCAUUAUUGUUACAGCUUGAGCAGCAGCAGCAGAAAAUUUGGAAAACAAAAUCCUCUGAUGGAUAUGGGUAAAAAAGAAGGGACAGCAACUGUUCUUCUACUGAAGGUGCCACCAGAGUCAUGGAGCAGGAAGAAGGCAGCAAAAGGAACAACAACAACAAAAAAAAUCACCCAGCCCUUUCAGAGCCAGAGACAAAGCAGUGUCCUCUGCUGGCUCCUGCAAUUGAGGAAAAUUCCUGUUUAUGCAGACAGAUACUUUUUUUUCUUUUCAGCUUUACCUCUAACUGGACUCUGCAAACAACAGGAUGCUCAUCUCCAGCAGAGACCCAGGCAUGCGCUUGAGACGCCCUGUCCAUGGGUGUCUCCUGGCCUUUCAGACUGGCUGCAACAGGAGCUCUGAACCUAGGACAGGAAAUAACCCUGAUGCUAUUUCACCUCUCGCCUCUGAGUCUUCUACUGCUGAUUUCAUGGGAGCAGAAUCUGGUACAAAGAUCUGUUCUCCACUGCAGAGUAUCACAUACAUCCAGUACAAGGAGAAAUGAAAGCCUUCUCCAAGUAGCGGAAUCGGGGCUAUUUAUAAAUUAGCAUGCAACAGAAAAGGAGGCAGCUCUUUGCAGGGGGAGCUGUAAAGAUCAUCGCAAUUGGUCUCCAAGUUCUUAUCAACUGUCUUUAUAGCACAGUAACACUGGGUCAUCUUCCAGGCAUCCUUUUGCAUACAGUGUAAACCUCUUUAUUACAGAGAUUGUUUACUAAACGAGCGAUAUAUGGGCCCAGAUUUACUAAGGGGAACUAAAGGAUGGGUGCCUCCUGUCCCCUCUCCCCUGCCCUUCCUGAAGGCAGGGCUGGGUUUGCCCUGGCUGCCACCUUAGGACAGAAGGGCAAAGUCUGGCAGGUGAGGACCAAGGUCAGGACACUGCGGCUCCGGUAAUUUUUCCCAGCUCUGCUGGAGAACUCCGCUGUGACCUUGAGCACAUUCUGCCUCCUCUCUCAGAUGAAGCUCACCAAGGAGGUUUCAUAUGUUGCAUUUGUGAUUUGUUAUAAGAGCCUUCAGUGAAGGAUGCUGUGUGAGCCCAGUGCCACUGAAAUCCCUUUCUACUAAGGUGAAAUGGGAGUUUGACAGGCCCCAGGAAGAAAAAUCAUUUGUAUAAUCAGAUGUUGAACACACAGAAAGAGCUCAGGGUUGCCCUGCUACUUCUUUCUCUCCAAAUUCAGCUUUUCUCUGCAGAAUUUAGUUCUUCUCUAUUUAAUUAUGUCCUCAAACAGAAACAAUAUCUUUACCUAUGCUUGGUCACUUAAUAAA
Messenger RNA from Grus americana (Whooping crane), 4244 nucleotides. RefSeq names its product IQ motif containing B1 (gene IQCB1). Gene Ontology annotation, biological process: cilium assembly. The transcript is spliced from 15 exons. Gene Ontology annotation, molecular function: calmodulin binding. Gene Ontology annotation, cellular component: cilium. Lineage: Eukaryota; Metazoa; Chordata; Aves; Gruiformes; Gruidae. The record is from RefSeq and is a predicted model, not a curated record. The coding region runs from base 299 to 2113 and encodes 604 amino acids.